CAUCCACUAAUGCACAUUUUGAUGAAGCAAUGAUUUCGUACAGAUUUGCCUCCCUCUUUGUCUCCUCUCAGGUCUGACAUUUGAUGAGUCAAUGAAUCCAGCGGCCCUGGCCAAACAUCUGGAGUACCUGGAGAAGAAGAAAGCAGAUCUGCAAAGCAAGAGGAAGAGCCAGUACGUGUCUAUGCAGGUCAAAACUGACCUGGACCAGAAGAUGAGGAUUGCCCUGGACCAAAGGGAUGAGCUGGUUGUGGACAAUGAGAGGCUUCAGAUCCGAUAUAAACAGCUACAAUAUCUCAAUGAUGCCUUCAUUACCUGGGAGAAGACAGGAAGGGCGGUCCCUCUGUUUGAGUACAUCACCUCAAAACUGGAGGACAUCUCCAAACUGAAAGUGAGCGACACAGACUGCCAUAGCACUAUGGCGUUUGAGGAGGAUGACCCAAGUAAGGUCAAUGACUCAGAGCUUCUGGUGGACUACAUUGAGAGAUUUAUUAACCUCUUUGAAGCAGGUGAGUAUGAAGCGGCAGCGUUUCACGCAGCAAAGUCUCCUCACGGAGUUCUGAGGAACACAGAAACUAUGGAGAGGUUCAAAGCAGUGACAGUGUACCAAGGAGAGCUGCCUCCCCUCCUCCUUUUCUUCCAGGCCCUGAUGAUCUCAGCGCAUGCUGGCACACAGCUGCCCGACCAGUCCCUGUCAGUGGAAGGGGUCUGCUGUGCCCUGGAAAACAACUUUGUGGAGCUGGUCACACACUGGGUCACUCAGAAUAGACUUACUUACAGCGAGGCUCUGGGAGAUAUCAUCUGUGAGCAUGGCGACAGGAAGCCGUAUAUGGCCGAUGCAUGCUUGGCACUGGCACAUAUCAUCUAUAAAUCCUGUGGAGUACUUCGUAAGGCCGCACUGAGCAUGUGCAAAAGAGGCAUGACCAAUGGGGUCAUAGAGUUUAUUUAUCAGAACAAAGACUUCACUGCAGACGAUUGUUUGUAUGUGCUGCGUGGCAGCCCCAACCUGGACAUGCUCUGGGCCUUCACCCAGCCCUACCAGGGCCAGCAGGCCAGGCUGUCUGUAGGCUUCGUCUGCCACACCUUCCUCAGGUCAGACCAGGAAGAUCUGGCCAUGCGGCUGCUGGAAAACAUCUGCUCUGCAGAAGCUGGAGUUUUAGAAAAGGUGAUCCGGGAGGAUGUGGCGUGCUCAGGGGACAGCUGGGGUGAGAUUGCAGGUGUCUGUGCGCAGAGGAACCAUCCACAGCUCUGUCAAGAAAUCCAGGCCAUCUUGCUUUCCCUGGACGGGGCCACGAGGCUUUCCCUGGGGAAAGAGGGGGCCGGGCGGGUGGAGCAAGUGUUCAUGUAGGCCUACAGACAGUAGAGGGCACACUAGGAUAGACACACAUUCACUGUCCUCUUAGAAUACAAGCCCCAGAGCAUCUAUAGCGACCUUGGUCUUGCUUCUUUAGAGACAAACCCAUACUUAAUCCAUUGAGUCACCCUGCUGAGAAAGAAAACACACACAGACAUCCAAAUACAUCCACACAUCCCUGUGGCUAAUCAUGAUCAUUAAACAUGAAACUGAUUGUAACUUUAUAUCAUGAUUCCAUUUGUAUCUGAUUCAUAAUGCCAACAACACAACCUUUCACUUCUCAACUCUGAAAUGUAAGACUGUCUACAUGUCUAGUCAGCAAACCCGAGUCCAUGACAAUGACCACACUUACUCUCCAGGAUAUUGGAUUUCAUCUCAUAAAUUCUCAAAUUUCUGUCACUGGAGAACAUCAACCAGCUGUAUUAGUCAUAGAUACGCCAAUAUUGCCUUUCCUUCAACUGGAGAAGAUUGAAAGAACCCAUAGGUACUUAUCUAAGGUCAGAUUGUUGUUUUUCUUCAUAGAAUGGUUAUGCUUGUGUUUUUUGGGGGGAGUAAAGCUGUUCCCAGAUCAGUGCUCUAGAGCGCUGAAACCCAAGAACAAUUAGCAUACUGUUAUGUCACUAGAAAUACGAGGAGGAUACAAUGGCAUACGGAACAGCUCGAUGAAACACACAGAAGCACACACACAUACAGAGAAGUCUUUGUUCCAUAACAGGCUCCCAGUCC
Hypomesus transpacificus is the source of this 2077-nucleotide messenger RNA. Its product is annotated as clathrin heavy chain linker domain-containing protein 1-like. The transcript has 8 exons. The record is from RefSeq and is a predicted model, not a curated record. The coding region runs from base 92 to 1345 and encodes 417 amino acids. NCBI's taxonomy places the organism in Eukaryota, Metazoa, Chordata, Actinopteri, Osmeriformes, Osmeridae.